Ambispora leptoticha is the source of this 1164-nucleotide messenger RNA. The record is from the annotation of a GenBank genome assembly. NCBI's taxonomy places the organism in Eukaryota, Fungi, Glomeromycota, Glomeromycetes, Archaeosporales, Ambisporaceae.
AUGUCGUCUAACAAUAAAAAACCAUUCUCUAAAGCGGCACCAACACCAGAAUAUAUUUUUCGUGAUCACACUGAUCAGAUAAACGUGUUAAAAUUUUACCGGAAUAAUAAAAGAUUAUUAUCGGGCGAUGCUGAAGGAAACAUCAUAAUAUGGGAUAUGAAGAUUAGACGUCCAAUUUUAAAAUAUAGAGCACAUCGUGAAGGAAUUCUUAAUAUUUCAACAUGGCAGGAUUUUUUGAUUAGUCAAGGCAGAGAUAAUAAGGUUCAUAUAUGGAAUAAUGAGUCUGAUGUAUUAAUAAAUGCUGCAUCUGAUCCUUUGAAACCGAUGUUUAGUCAUACAGUCAACUCUUUGAAUUUUUGUCAAUUCUCAAUUUUCGCGCAAGAACGUGAAAAUGCUAAAGACUUAUUGUUGAUCGCUGUACCAAAUUUGACCGAUUCUGCUGGGAUUGAUAUAUGGAAUCUUCUUGGUCAACAAAGAUUAAUUGAUGGUAUAGGACUUAAUGAAGGGAAAAAUUUAGGGUAUUGCAUGUCAAUUAAAUUAUUCAAUAAAAGCGAUCACGAAAAUCAAUAUUAUAUUCUAGCCGCAUACGAGAAUGGGAGUGUGGUAUUAUGGAAGAUUGAUUGUAGUAGCAACUACUGGGAAAAAUGUUGGACCAUAAAAGAACACUCCGAGAGUGCUCUGAGCGUUGAUAUCUCGAGAGAUAAGACAUUUGCAAUCUCUGUUUCAGGGGAUAAUAAAAUAAUCAAGUAUAAAUUUUCUGAGUUUAUAGAAGACACGCCGGUUAUAUCACAGGUGAAAAUCAAAACACCAGGUAUUUCAUAUGUAUGUAUUAGAUCCGAUAGUAAAAUUUUUGCUACUGCCGGAUGGGAUGCGAGAGUACGUAUUUUCUCUGCUAAAAAUUUAAAGCCUUUAGCUAUACUUUCAUAUCACAAUGAAAGUGUGCACGCUUUAGCAUUUUCUGAAUUAUUGGAUCUUGAAUCAGACAAGAGUAUGAAAGAUAUCAACAAAAUCGAUGAUAAACAUCAUAAUUUAGAGGUGUGCGAUAAUAAUCUUGAAGAAGACAUCGCGAAUGAUCAACAGCUGAAGCGUCAUUAUUUGGUAGCUGGUGGAAAAGACACGAGAAUAAAAAGAAUACGCCCUCAAAAAAAGAUUUUAGGAUUUUAG